AUGGAUCAUCAUACAUGGAAUCGCUUUAGUCGCCUCUUGGACGCCCCGGUAGACCCAUGUGUCGAGGCCAUCAAACACUGGCAAUAUGUUCACACCGAGAGAAGCAGAGUGGACAACCUGCUAGCCGAAAUUUGCGAUGAUACAGAUACCUUCGACGCUUCCGAGUCUUGGGCUAUCGAGCAAGAGGCCAUUGUUGCAGAGUUGUAUCGUCAUCUCGAUGAGGUCUACAAAACUUUCGAACGAGGCGACCACACCAAGUUCAUCACUCACAAACCGUCAGCGGCAAAGCUUCUAAAUCCGUUGCCUGUUCCCAAAUACGCCUUCAAGGAAUGGCUGAAGCAAUGCCGAAAGAUGUCUGAGAAGCCUGAACUCAUCAGACAGCUACCACGACCUCCGUUCAUUCCAUGCUCGAAAGUUGGCUGUGACGACACUCUUGCAUCCUCCAAAACUUGUGUACACAGCCUAGAAAUAUUUUAUCGCGGUGCUGAGCUUAAUCACAAGGAAUUGAUCAAAGAACGUAAUUUCUGGCAUCCGGAUCGCUGGAGUAGAGUGCCUCAGCCUCAUCGGCAAGAAGUAGAGCGGAUGGCGAUACUGGUCUUCCAAGUACUCCAGCCUCUUUGCGACGGUAUAAGAUGA
Messenger RNA from Aureobasidium vineae, 636 nucleotides. NCBI's taxonomy places the organism in Eukaryota, Fungi, Ascomycota, Dothideomycetes, Dothideales, Saccotheciaceae. The record is from the annotation of a GenBank genome assembly.